GGAUAGUGUGUUACACUUUUGUUAUUCUACCACUGUCCCUGACGACGCUGUUAACGUUAGAGCUGUUGAAGCGAAACAGGAUUUAGACACGCCGUGCGCCUGUGGCCCCAACUUGGAGCGUAAUCACAACUACAUACCAUGAAAGGAUAGAUACAAUCUGAUUGCGCAUGGCCAGCGAUUAGCGCCUGCGCGCAUAUGAAACAUGAACUACUCUGGGGAUCGCGUUGCUCGAGAUAGGUUUAAAACUGCUGAGGGACGUUUUCACCUGCACACGGAACGUGUCACAGCUCCUGAGCCAUUUAGCAACCAGCGUUCAACACGCCUUACGUUGGCGAGCUUGCAAGGCGGGGCAGAAGAAGGGUCAUGGAUUCUCUUCAACGUCAGAGAUUGUGUGCACAUUUCGCGUUACAACAUGACGCACAAGGAACCGUACAAAUCGUUGGUGUUCAACAACUCCCCUGUACGCACGGGCUAUCCCACUUGCCAUGCGUUCUUGUCUGCAAGAGACGGCGUGGAUUUGUUGGUGGGCUUGGGAGACGGGACAGUCUACCUCAUGUCGUUGAGAGCCCAGCUGCAAAACAGCGGGUUUCAAACAAAGCCUGUCGUACUGGGCACCCUGCAGCCCGAGGGCGUGUCAGAGAGCACUCGCUGUACGGCAGUGGCAUGGGUGCCUCGCUCGGAGUCGGGACUCUUUGUAGCGUCGUACAACACCGGGAACAUAUACAUGUACAAAAAGGCCCAGGUGACGGGGGAGGGCAGCGGCAAGUUCAGCCUGUCACUGGGCUCUAGCUCCAAAUCGCAGUCGCCCAGCAUCAUUCCGCUGGGCGGCGGCGGUGUCAACGACGUGGCCCCCUCCCCCGACGGUCGCCACCUGGCCGCCGCCUGCCGCGACGGCUCGCUGCGGGUGGUGGAGCUGGGCUCGGGCGCCGUGGUGGCGGGCUUCUGCAGCUACUACGGCGCGCUGCUGUGCUGCUGCUUCAGCCCCGACGGCAAGUACGUGGCGGCGGGCGGCGAGGACGACCUGGUGGCGGUGUACGGGCUGCAGGAGCGCUACCCGGUGGUGCACGGGCAGGGGCACCGGUCCUGGGUCAGCAGGGUGGCGUGGGACCCCUGGGCUGGUUCCGAGCCCGGCGACCGCUCCCGCACCGCCCUGUCGGAGCAGCUGGCGCCCUCGCUGCACAUCUACCGGCUGGGGUCGGCGGGUCAGGACUGCCAGCUGUGUCUGUGGGACGUGCAGGCGCCCGGCGAGGGGGACAUCAACAGCGGCGCGGCGCUGCUGGCGCAGAUGACCGGCAUGAUGGGCAGCGGCGCCAAGCGCAACGGCAGCAUCGGCGGUCGCGCCCCCGGCGCUGCUGGCGGCGGCUCUGAGGGCGGUCCCGGUCUGCCCCCCGCCGCCAGCCUGCACGACCGCAAGGCCUCCCUGGGCAAGAGCACCAACAUCUGCCCCUCGCUGCCGCGCAUGGACAUGUACAUCGUGCAGCCUGUCAUGGAGCACAAGCUGCACCUUGAGCCCAUGUGCGACCUGCUGUUCGCCUCGGACUCCAUCUUCACGGUGGACCACACCGGCAACAUACGCAGGUGGCUCAGACCCUCCGCGGAUGGGGUGGGGGAGUGAUGAUGGGGGUGGUGGUGGUGAGGAGGAGGAGGGCGAGUGAUGGGAGGAGAGGGAGAGGAGGAGGUUGCGGCAGGAGAAGAAAAGCUAGGGUAUUGGGGAUGCGUAGCUUGUGGUUUGUGCGCGCGCGCGCGCCGGGAGUAGCUGUCAGCGCUGUUGAGGUGGUGCGCGGGCCGGUUUGUUGGAGCGUUGGAAGCAGCGCUUGCGGAGGAGGAGGAGGUGAUGCUGCUUUCGGAUGGAAAGAAGAGGAGGAGGAGGAGGGAGGAGCAAGGUUUUGUGGAUGAAGAGGAAGAAUAGCAAACUGUGACGCACGUGCGUACGGGUGGAGGAGGACGAGGGGUGGCGCGAGGGAGCGCCAUCACGGGGCACCCCAGCUUGUGGUAAGAAGCACUGGCCGCGAGUAGGAACGUGUGUGUGCAGGAUGGGGUGUGGGGCUGCAGGAGAGCGGCUCCAAAGGAACGAGCUCCCGUCAGGAACCAUUCGGGCUUGAAGCCUUUCGUCAGCAUGUGUCUCGUAUGCGGUGUAAGACCGCUUUCAGGGUCGGAGUGCCAUGCAAUGAGUCAUGGUACGGCAUGGUCCGUAUUGCAUAAUGGUGUGUAUCAGGGUGGCGAGGGGCGCAUUGCGGAUGGAUGCUGCAUUGGUCGGCCUGGCCAUCAGGCCCCGCAAGGCUUGUUAAGUUUACCGCUGCGGUAUAGGAAGCGUGGUAUAUGGCCCAUGUGUGCUGCUCAUGGGGGCCAUUACCGGAGUUAUGGCGCGUCGAUUACGCUGCACGCCCGUCCUCCAAGACAUGGUGAGGGCAUGGCGUGGACAUGGCAAGGCAUGAGGACAUAAGCAUGGCAUGGUGCGAGUGAAAUGCGUGGAGCGGUAUGACCGCGUCAGAACCCUUGCCUUACAUCGUGACACAUGACACGUUUGCGCACACACAGCGGUACGGCAGCUCGCACGGACAGCGCCCGCCGGCACAGCGCGUCCACAA
Messenger RNA from Astrephomene gubernaculifera, 2588 nucleotides. Lineage: Eukaryota; Viridiplantae; Chlorophyta; Chlorophyceae; Chlamydomonadales; Astrephomenaceae. The record is from the annotation of a GenBank genome assembly.